Molecule: messenger RNA, 1975 nt
Organism: Cercocebus atys (sooty mangabey)
Lineage: Eukaryota; Metazoa; Chordata; Mammalia; Primates; Cercopithecidae
Gene: PROKR2
Product: prokineticin receptor 2
Exons: 3
Coding region: 264-1418 (384 amino acids)
Biological process (GO): neuropeptide signaling pathway
Cellular component (GO): membrane
Molecular function (GO): neuropeptide Y receptor activity
Source: RefSeq, a predicted model, not a curated record
CAGCGGCUCUGCAAGUGCAAGUCCGGGUCCUCGAGGCGCAAACCGAGUGGCCUGCCCGUGCCCAACCACCCUGUGACCCUCGAUCCGGCUUCCGGAGCCGCAAAGCGCACAGAAAGGAGGCGCCGAGGCAGGAUCCAGGAUGGCGAGUCAACUCUCCCCAAGGAUUUGGGCAGGGUGCUAGGCUCACUGACCCUGAAAGAGCAGAAGGUCUGGACCCCCACCCCUUGCACCUCCCUCACACCGCUUUUCUUGUGGACAUCACCAUGGCAGCCCAGAAUGGAAAUACCAGUUUUGCACCCAACUUUAAUCCACCCCAAGACCAUGCCUCCUCCCUCUCCUUUAACUUCAGUUAUGGUGAUUACGACCUCCCUAUGGAUGAGGAUGAGGACAUGACCAAGACCAGGACCUUCUUCGCAGCCAAGAUCGUCAUUGGCAUUGCACUGGCAGGCAUCAUGCUGGUCUGCGGCAUUGGUAACUUUGUCUUUAUCGCUGCCCUCACCCGCUAUAAGAAGUUGCGCAACCUCACCAAUCUGCUCAUUGCCAAUCUGGCCAUCUCUGACUUCCUAGUGGCCAUCAUCUGCUGCCCCUUUGAGAUGGACUAUUACGUGGUAAGGCAGCUCUCUUGGGAGCAUGGCCACGUGCUCUGUGCCUCCGUCAACUACCUGCGCACUGUCUCCCUCUACGUCUCCACCAAUGCCUUGCUGGCCAUCGCCAUUGACAGAUAUCUCGCCAUUGUUCACCCCCUGAAACCACGGAUGAAUUAUCAAACAGCCUCCUUCCUGAUCGCCUUGGUCUGGAUGGUGUCCAUUCUCAUUGCCAUCCCAUCAGCCUACUUUGCAACAGAAACCGUGCUCUUUAUUGUCAAGAGCCAGGAGAAGAUCUUCUGUGGCCAGAUCUGGCCCGUGGAUCAGCAGCUCUACUACAAGUCCUACUUCCUCUUCAUCUUUGGCGUUGAGUUUGUGGGCCCCGUGGUCACCAUGACCCUGUGCUAUGCCAGGAUCUCCCAGGAGCUCUGGUUCAAGGCAGUCCCUGGGUUCCAGACGGAGCAGAUUCGCAAGCGGCUGCGCUGCCGCAGGAAGACGGUCCUGGUGCUCAUGUGCAUCCUCACAGCCUAUGUACUGUGCUGGGCACCCUUCUACGGUUUCACCAUCGUUCGUGACUUCUUCCCCACCGUGUUCGUGAAGGAAAAGCACUACCUCACCGCCUUCUACGUGGUCGAGUGCAUCGCCAUGAGCAACAGCAUGAUCAACACUGUGUGCUUUGUGACAGUCAAGAACAACACCAUGAAGUACUUCAAGAAGAUGAUGCUGCUGCAUUGGCGUCCCUCCCAGCGGGGGAGCAAGUCCAGCGCCGAGCUUGACCUCAGAACCAACGGGGUGCCCGCCACAGAAGAGGUGGACUGUAUCAGGCUGAAGUGACCCCCUGGUGUCACACAACAGAAAACCCCAGUCCAGUACUCAAAGCAUCACCCACCAUCAACCAAGUUCAUAGGCUGCAUGGGAAGUGACAUCUGUGUUCAUGCCUCCCCCAUGCCCUCAAGAAGCCCAACACUGCAAAGUCAUAACAUACAAUGACACUAGACAUGAACCAAAUCAGCUGACAUUUACUGACAUCUGCUCGACACCUGCUGUGUCCACAGUCCCAACAAGGAGAUUAGACACAAGGAGCAGCAACUGACAUGGACUGAACACAUACUGUGUGCAAACCACACCAAUGAGAUUAGACAGGGACAGCAGGAGCUGACAUUUACUCAUUACCUACUGUAAUCAAAAACAUUUGAUUUGAUUACAAUCAAAAACAUUUAAAAACAUAACAAAAUGGCAGAAGCUAUUGGAGUCCCCAAGAUAUCUCCAGAUAUAUAGAUAGUUCACCCUCCAUCUUCCCUAAUUCUGUAUCUUAUCAGUGCAGGAAUAUCAAAAGGCUACAGGCCAGGCAUGAUGGCUUACGCCUGUAAUCCCAGCACUUUGGGAGGCUA